CUUAAACUGGUUUGUUUAUCCGCAUUCAUCAGGCAGCGUUCAGUGCUGCAUGAUGGUACUAGAUUCUACACAGGACAAUAAGGCAGGGAGGAUUUUUCAUUCAUGACAAUAACCCUGGUGUCUGGUUUCCGGUUUCCGUGGAGAUGGCCAGAGUUAAGGUUCUCAUGACAUUAAGGGGUCUGGUGUCAGUAGUGAUUCUGCUAUGGACUGCCACACCCAUGGAGGGGGGAGAUGUCCAUGUAACCUGUGGGUUCUCAGAGGAUUGUGUCCUGCCCUGCAGCUUCCUGCCUGGCAGUGAGGAAGUCAUCCACUGGAUGAAACUAGAAGACAAGGACGUGACCGUCCACUCCUACUACUACAGUACAGAUCAGUUCAAAGAGCAGAGCCAGCGUUACAGAGGGAGAACAGCCCUGUUCAAUGACCAGAUCCCCAAAGGAAACGCUUCACUACUGCUGAGAGGGAUCACACUCCAGGACCAGGGCAGAUACAAGUGUUACACCAGCACUAUUAAAGGCAACAUGGAGUCCUUCAUUAACAUAGCAGUGGAAGCUCCAGUCCGCUUGGUGGACAUACAGUUAUCAGAUGACAUCAUCACAUGCAGUUCUACAGGUAUCUACGCUGAGCCUAAACUCACCUGGUCCACUGACCCCCCCUCUGACCUUUCAUUUGACCCUGGAACCAUACAGAACUCCACCAGCAUCAAGGUGGAUGACCAGGGCCUCUAUGACAUCACCAGCACAAAACAGUUUAGCAGAAACCUAACCAACAUCUGUACCGUGACCUCUGGGACAGUAGAAAGGACAGCAACCCUGAAACAGCAAGAUCCGGUCCAAGGUUCUCUAAGCAGUGAGGUGUCCAUCCCCUGCAGUGUCUCUCAGUCUGACCUCCUGACCUUUGACCUCACCUGGACGUUCAAGCAGAUAGUCACCAUCCUUACCUCCACCUCCACCAACGGUACAGCUCAGAUGUAUGUUGUUGACAAGUGGAAGGAGCAGGUUCAGAAUUUGUCUGACUCUGGCAGCCUUCAGCUCCACAAGUUAACCAUGGUCCACCAGGGGACCUACAGCUGUGAACUCUCUACUGCCAGAGACACACACCUGAUCCUCACCUACCUGCAGAUCACACCUGAUAAACUAUCUGAUGUUUCAGAUGGACUGAGUCCAGGUUCAAUCACUGGUAUAAUAAUAGCAGCAGUGAUUAUAGCAGCAGUGAUAUGUUACCUGCUGAGAGGUUUUCUGGCCAAAUACAAAAGUAACAUGGGCAUCUGAAGAGGGAGAGUCACUCUCUGCUACAGCAAAUACAAAUGGUCCAAAUGAAAACAGUCAGAGUGGAAAACCACUUCAGAAUGAAGAAGAAAGAAAGGAAGACAUAGAAAGACAACAAGAAUAAGGUAAAGGAGAAGAGGGUUCAUCCACAGCAGACAUAGUUAUGCCUUCAAUCAACAUGUAGAAAACUUUCCAUAAAAACCACAAAACAUUAGUAACGUUCAAAGACUACAACCGCAGGGCUCUCCAGGACACCUACAGCACCCGAUAUCAGAGUAAGGCCAAGAAGAUCCGCAAGGGUGUCAUCAAAGCUCGGACUGAGAGAUUGAAAAACAGCUUCUAUCUCAAGGCAAUCAGACUGUUAAACAGCAUUCAAUAGCUGGCUUCCACUCGGUUGAGGGUGCUGCCCUAUAUACACAGACUUGGAAUCACUGGCCACUUUAAUUAUGGAACAGUAAUCAAUUUAAUAAUGUUUAAAUAAUGUUUACAUGCUGCUUUCAUCUCAUAAGUAUAUACUGUAUUAUAUUCUACUGUAUUUCAGCCAAUGCCACUCCGAUAUUGCUCAAUAUAAUAUUUCAAUAUUUCUUAAAACCUAUUUGGGCUAAUCGUCCCGCUAGCGGGAACAUUUCUGGUGAAACUGGAGGGAGCGCAAUUCAAAUAAAUGAUCAUAAAAAUGAUGGAUAUUAAACAUUUAUGUACAUACAAUUGUCUUCUAUUGGUUGAAAGUUUAAGUUCUUGUUAAUCUCACUGCACUU
This is a messenger RNA of Oncorhynchus mykiss (rainbow trout), 2020 nucleotides long. Lineage: Eukaryota; Metazoa; Chordata; Actinopteri; Salmoniformes; Salmonidae. The record is from RefSeq and is a predicted model, not a curated record.